GAGGCGGGUCCUCGUGCUCUGCGCUCAUUCUCUCGGGUGAAGAUGGCGGAGACGGACGUGUCCUCCGCAAAGAAGAAAAAGAAGGCCAAGAAAAUCAGUGAUGAAGAAGUUGGGGAGAUCCAGCAGAGUGGAAACUUCUUCAUCCAGCCAGAGUCUAAAGUUCCCUCCCUGGACACGUCGCAGUGGCCCCUCCUGCUGAAGAACUUCGAUAAACUGAACAUCCGUACGGCGCACUACACGCCUCUACCGAGCGGCAGCAACCCGCUGCAGAGGAACAUCCAGGACUACGUCAGGUCCGGCUUCAUAAAUUUAGACAAACCGGCGAACCCGUCGUCCCACGAGGUGGUGGCAUGGAUCCGCCGCAUCCUGCGGGUGGAGAAGACGGGGCACAGCGGCACCCUCGACCCCAAAGUCACCGGCUGCCUGAUCGUCUGCGUGGACCGAGCAACGCGGCUGGUCAAGUCCCAGCAGAGCGCCGGUAAAGAGUAUGUGGGAAUUGUACGGCUGCACAAUGCGAUAGAGAGCGAACACACUCUGGCCCGGGCGCUGGAGACGCUGACCGGCGCCCUGUUCCAGCGGCCGCCGCUCAUCGCCGCCGUCAAGCGGCAGCUGCGAGUCCGGACGAUCUACGAGAGCAAGCUGAUCGAGUACGACCCCGAGCGGAGGCUAGGGAUCUUCUGGGUGAGCUGCGAGGCGGGAACCUACAUCCGGACGCUGUGCGUCCACCUGGGGCUGCUGCUGGGCGUCGGCGGACAGAUGCAGGAGCUGCGGAGGGUCCGGUCGGGAGUCCUGGGAGAAAAGGACAACCUGGUGACGAUGCACGACGUGCUGGACGCCCAGUGGCAGUUCGACCACAACAAAGACGAGACGUACCUGCGGCGGGUCAUCCUGCCGCUGGAGAAGCUGCUGGUGUCGCACCGCCGCCUGGUGAUGAAGGACAGCGCGGUCAACGCCAUCUGUUACGGCGCCAAGAUCAUGCUGCCGGGCUUGCUCCGGUACGAAGACGGCAUUGAGGUGAAUCAGGACAUCGUCGUCGUGACGACCAAAGGCGAAGCGAUCUGCACAGCCGUGGCGCUGAUGACCACAGCGGUCAUCUCCACCUGCGACCACGGCGUGGUGGCCAAGAUCAAGCGGGUGAUCAUGGAGAGGGACACGUAUCCUCGUAAAUGGGGUCUGGGACCGAAGGCGAGUCAGAAGAAAAAGAUGAUCCAGAAAGGACUUCUGGACAAACACGGGAAGCCGAACGGCAGCACGCCGGCGGACUGGAGCGAGCAGUACGUGGACUACAGUGCUCCCGCGGCGACGGAGGAGCCGGCUGACGCUUCAGCGAAGAGGAAGAGAGUGGCAACUGACAGCGACGGAGAUGCGGCGCCUGCAGAGGAGGCCAAGAAGAAGAAAAAGAAGAAGGAGAAAAAGAUAAAAGUGGAUGAGGACGCAGCGGAGGGGGGGAAUGACGCCGAGACGGGGCCGGACGACACGGGGGCGGAGCCUGCAGCAGAGGGUGGGGAAAGUGCCAAAAAGAAGAAAAAGAAGAAGAAAAUAAAGGAGGAAGAGGCAUCUGAUUGAUGGAUUACGCUGGACUCCGCCCACAUCACACCUGUUGAAAAACAAUGCAUUCUGGGACUGAAAUAAUGGACUGCCUCAGCAGAAGGAAUGUUUUUUUUAUAGCUUGUUUUUUUGUAAAUAUGUAAACAGGAAACCUGUUUUAAUUUCAAAAUAAAGUUUUUUCUGUAUUUC
This is a messenger RNA of Salarias fasciatus (jewelled blenny), 1737 nucleotides long. It is a transcript of the gene dkc1, whose product is annotated as dyskeratosis congenita 1, dyskerin. The record is from RefSeq and is a predicted model, not a curated record. Gene Ontology annotation, cellular component: box H/ACA snoRNP complex. The transcript is spliced from 15 exons. Gene Ontology annotation, molecular function: pseudouridine synthase activity; RNA binding. The coding region runs from base 43 to 1566 and encodes 507 amino acids. Gene Ontology annotation, biological process: mRNA pseudouridine synthesis; box H/ACA sno(s)RNA 3'-end processing; rRNA pseudouridine synthesis. NCBI's taxonomy places the organism in Eukaryota, Metazoa, Chordata, Actinopteri, Blenniiformes, Blenniidae.